This is a messenger RNA of Prorocentrum cordatum, 1890 nucleotides long. NCBI's taxonomy places the organism in Eukaryota, Dinophyceae, Prorocentrales, Prorocentraceae. The record is from the annotation of a GenBank genome assembly.
GCAGGAACUCCGCGCCGGGCCGCCCUGCCAAUGGGCUCCACGUGGAGUUUGUGGAUCGCGCAGAUGAUCGACGAGGACCGCGGGCCGCCGCUGGUGGCGAGGCCCUGGCUGGCAGAGGAGGCCGACGAGAUCGGCUACUACGCGCGCGUGGACAAUCUCGGCGCGAUCGGGGUCUGCGAGAAGGCUGUCGGCCGGGCGCUCGAGCAGCUGGAGGGGGGCUUCAACCGUGAGGGCCUGCUGCUGCAUAAGUCCGAGCUCUCGCGGGCGGGCAUCGUGGCCUUGGGCGCAGAGCUAGACGGCGCCGCCUUGAGGGCGCGGGUCGCGCCUAAGCGCAUCUGGAACGUCUACGCGGAGCUGGGCGCACUACUGAGGCGCGAGCGGGCCAGCGCCUGGUCCGUGCAGGCGGUCCUCGGCCACUGCGUCUUUGCUGCCUUGUGCUGCCGAAGGUUGCUCGGCGUCUUCCACUCGGUGCGCGCGUUCGUGGAGCACGGGCGCGCAUCGGGCCGGGCUGAGCCGCUGUGGGGCGAGUGCCGAGCGGAGCUGCGUGUUUUCAGGCCCCUCGUGAUCUUCAUGGCCGACAGCAGCCUUGAGGGCUGCGCCGUGGCGCAGGCCUCCUGGCCCCUGGAUGCCUCGAGGGAGGUUGGCCGCACCUCCGAGCGCAAGCGCAUUCGGCGAGUCGGGUGGCAGGCGGACGGGGGCUGGUCAGUCGCCGCGGGGGCAGAUGAGCGGGGCUGCGACGAGCCGCCCUCGGAGACGGCGCGAGACUUGGAAGUCGACCGGUCUUUCCCCGAGGUGCCGGCCAGUCACGCGUCUCUGGCCAGCCAGCGGAGGGCGACGCUCCGCCCGCAGGACGUCCAGCUGGCCUUGCGCGAUCGCCUGGGCUGCAGUCGCCAGGAGCUCGGCCUCCCCGAGACCGACGAGCAGCUGAGCCGUGCGCCGGCGCUGGCCGACGUCGGCGCGAGCAGCGGCACCGACGACGAGGCGGGGCCCGGGCCCGGCGCCGCGCGGCGGGCAGUGCUGAGGCGCGCGGGCCACCAGAGGCGAUGCAAAUUCCUGGGCCUCGCCCUCGCGACCCCCGCGCUGGGAGCGAGCGCCUUCCUCGAGCAGAGCUCGGUGACUCCGAAGGUGCUGGAGCGCCGCCUUGCCGAGGUCGGCGGCUUCGUCCACUUCGCGGGCGGUCGCUGGGGUGCGAACAAGGGCGAGCAGGUCCUGGCUGGCCCUUCGCUGCCUGAGGGGAUGGCGGCGCCGGGCGCCGGGUCGCAGUCGGCGGAGGUGACCGCUGGCCCUCGCGCCGGCAUAGCUUGGCGGCUGGUGGAGCGGGGAUCGUUGCAGAUGGCUGCGUUUCCUCUUGUAUCCCUCAGCAUUUGCUUGAGGCCGUUGUGGGGCAUGGGUCGCCGUGGUAUCAUUGCGCCAGCUGCGGGGAUCUCCCCAUUCUGGAACCUGCUCCUUUUCCCUUCGCAGCACGCGGAGCGGAGCAAGACAGUUCUCAGCGAUGUCAGUAUAGUGCUGGACUCCCCAUGCCUGCAGUUUCUAGGACCGAUCCUGAGAGCGUUGGCCGAUGGGCCGCGGGAGGAGUCGGUCUGGGCGUUCGCGCACCCGCAGUGCCCGAUGGAUUUCAAAGCUGCGCUGGCCGAGCUCGAGAUCGGCGAGACCAUCGCUCCGCAUCAGACGAGGCGCUCGGGCUCGUCGAUCGAUAUCGCGCGACCCUACCGCGCCGUGUCGGAGGCGCAGCGCCGCGGCCAGUGGGCAAGUGUGAAGAGCGCCCAGCGGUGCGAGAAGGAUGCCAGGCUGGGAGCGCGCUGGGAACAGCUGUCAGCUCCGCGCGGGGGCUGCUCGAGGCCUGCGAAGCAGUGCUCGAGGACAUGCUCCUGGGCAGGCCGCGCGGCGUGA